AGGCUAUUAGCUCCAGUUCUGACAGAGAAGAGAGAUUUCUAUUUUUAGCGAGACUGGAAUGUACACUGAGGCCUCUCGAAGGAUUUCUGAACAACAAAUAACAUACCGCGGUCGCCCCAGUCCCUAUAAACAUCAACCUGCCACACUCAGAAAGUGAAAAACUUUCAGAAGUGAACUGUUUUUGAGAACAGAGGGACAAGUUUGAGUUCUGUUUGAGGUUUGAUGAUACAUAGAUAUUUACAGGACCAUCUAGAAUGUGCUUCAAAUCAGCUGAGACAAGGUAAGGUAAGCUUAGAUGAUCCAAUAUCAGAAGUCCUGCAUUUUAAAGACAAAGACCUGACUUCCACUCUCCUCCUGGAACUGAACACCUUAAGGAAGGACCGAAUUCUUACGGAUGUUGUGUUUUGUUCAGAGGGCAAAGAGAUCCCAUGUCACCGCAAUGUUCUGGUGUCCAGCAGCCCCUACUUCUACGCUAUGUUUUGCAGCAGCUUCCUGGAGACCCAGAAGCCCCAGAUAAACCUCCAAGGUGUUCCUUAUGACAUCCUUACGAGUAUUGUGGAGUAUGUUUACACAGGGUCCAUCAGCAUCACCAUGGAGCUGGUUCUCCCUCUGAUGCAAGCUGCCUCUAUGCUACAGUACGGAAGACUUUUUGAGGCCUGCUCCACCUUCCUGCAGGCCCAGCUCAGUCCAGACAACUGCCUGAGCAUGAUCCGGCUCUCAGAAAUCCUGCUUUGCUCAAGCUUGCGGGAAAAAGCAAGAGAGCUGGCCGUGAAGAGCUUCUCAGAUGUGGUUGUCUCUCAGGACUUCUGCGAACUCUCGCUACCCGAACUGGUGAGCUACUUGGAAGACGACAGACUCUGCGUUGAAGAAGAGCAAGUAUUUGAGACUCUUCUAGCUUGGAUCCACCACGACCCGUUCUCCAGGUGCGGCACCAUCCACGACUUGUUCCGUCGUGUGAGGCUGAGACACGUCCACCCUUCAUAUCUUUUCCAGUUUAUCGCCAACGACCCUCUAGUCCAGGCAUCGUCUUUAUGCACAGAAAUUAUCGAAUCUGUUCGUCGUCUGCUCUUUUCUGUCGGCACUCAUUGCCCUGGUGAUCUUGAGCCCCUGUGGGCCGCGCCGCGGCGUCAAAACUGCAAGGAGGCUCUUGUAGUAGUAGGAGGUCGUAAGAAUGGCGAGCGGACGUCUCGUGAUGCGCUGCUCUAUGACGAGCAAACUCGCUGCUGGCAGUGGCUUGCAAAAGUCCCUUUGCGGCUCUACCGACCCGCUUAUGUCUGCAUGCACAGCAUCCUUUACGUUCUGGGUGGCUUAACCAUGAGAGCAGGAGGCCAGUACACACCUAGCAACACGGUUUACACGCUUUCUCUCAAAACAAACCAGUGGAGAAUGGGAGAACCCAUGGUGAAGCCUCGAUACGCCCAUCAGAGCUCCACCUACCUACAUUUCAUUUUUGUACUGGGUGGAUUGACGGCUGAUGGACAACUGUCCAAUGAGGUAGAGCGAUACGACACCAUGUUUAACCAAUGGGAGGCCAUGGCCCCCAUGCCCACCGCAGUUCUGCACCCAGCUGUAGCUGCGCAUAACCAGAGAAUAUACGUGUUUGGUGGAGAAGACGCCAUGCAGAAACCAGUUCGAAUGAUCCAGGUGUACCACAUAGGAAGGAAUCUGUGGUAUAGAAUGGAAACCAGGACGGUGAAGAACGUCUGUGCACCAGCAGCAGUGAUUGAUGAUAAAAUCUACAUUGUAGGCGGCUAUACAAGAAGAAUGGUAGCCUAUGAUAUUAAAACCAACAGGUUUGAAAAAUGUGAAAAUAUGAAGGCCAGGAAGAUGCAUCACUCCGCUUCUGUGGUCAAUGACAAGAUCUAUGUCACGGGGGGCCGUUUCAUUAACAGUCACGAGAGUGUGGAAGAUUCAGACAGCUUUGACUGCUACAACCCAAAGACAGACUCAUGGGUGUCAAUGGGAGCACUGCCAUUCAAGCUAUUUGACCAUGGCUCAGUACCUCUGGUCUAUCUCUCUGAUAAGUUUCUGCCUACAUGAAUGCAUUUAUGUGACAAUGUAGCUUAGGUUUUUAAAUAUGUCUGUCUCCAAGCAAAAUGCUCGAUGUACUGUAUUUUACAGAUCAUACUGAAAAAAUAUAGAGUAAAAAUACAGAGCAUAUUACGAUAGCAAAGCAAUGAGAUGCACACAUUUUUCACCUCUCUAAAGGUGUUUGCACAUGUUGCCUUUUGAUUGUGUGUGAAAUAUUAGUAAAAUAACUAGUAAUAGUUAUUAAAAUAGCUUAAAUUA
Molecule: messenger RNA, 2289 nt
Organism: Sinocyclocheilus rhinocerous
Lineage: Eukaryota; Metazoa; Chordata; Actinopteri; Cypriniformes; Cyprinidae
Product: kelch-like protein 38
Exons: 4
Coding region: 223-2040 (605 amino acids)
Molecular function (GO): protein binding
Source: RefSeq, a predicted model, not a curated record